Molecule: messenger RNA, 2294 nt
Organism: Portunus trituberculatus (swimming crab)
Lineage: Eukaryota; Metazoa; Arthropoda; Malacostraca; Decapoda; Portunidae
Product: lanC-like protein 2
Biological process (GO): carbohydrate metabolic process; peptide modification
Cellular component (GO): plasma membrane
Source: RefSeq, a predicted model, not a curated record
GGUGUUGUGUCAUCGAUGGAAAGGAUGAGCUCUCGCAUCUCUAGUGAUGACCGUUACUUUAUCAAUGACUUUCCAAAGGAUGUGACGGAGGAUGGCAGCCAGGUCUUAGAUGUGGACAAGAAAAGACUGUCCAAGGAAUACCUGGAGCAGUCUCAGAAGAACCUGGAGGUACUGCUAAAGACCCUCGAUGUUGGUGUGGCCAAAGGGGAUGGGCGGCAUGACUACUCCGUUUACACGGGCACCAGCGGGUACAGCCUCCUCUACCUGCACCUGGCCCAGCGCAGGGGUGAUGAUGCCUACCUGAAGAAAGCCUCAAGCAUACUGAAGAAUGCUCUGAACAGUCUGUCAGGCCGGCGUCAUUCUUUCAUCUGUGGCGACACGGGGCCCUUGGUGUUGGCAGCCAUGCUGUACCACCGGGAGGGUGACACCGGCAUGGUGAAGAACUGCAUCUCACGCAUCAAGGACAUGAAGGAUCACGUCUUGAACCCCUCAAACGGCCUUCCAGAUGAGAUGUUGUAUGGCCGUGCUGGCUACCUGUACGCCUUGCUCCUGCUACAGAAGGAGAUUGGACGCACAGCAGUAGAAGAUUCCCUGGUGCGUGCUGUGGUGGCUGCCACUGAUUCUGGCCGCUCCAUGGCCCAGAGGAGAAAGAGCAAGAUGCCCCUUAUGUACCAGUGGCAUGAGAAAGACUACCUUGGUGCUGCUCAUGGUACUGCUGGCAUCUUGUUUAUGCUAAUGCAGGCAAAAGAACACUUGAUAUCAGAAGAGCUUGAGGAGCUAGUGAGGCCAACAGUGGACGGCCUUGCUACUCUGGUCUUCAGCUCCGGCAACUUUCCCUCCUCCCUGGGCAACGUGCGUGACCGUCUGGUGCAGUGGUGUCAUGGGGCACCAGGCUCAGUUUAUCUCUUUGGGAAGGCAUACCAGGUCUUUGGGAAUAAAAGCUACUUGGAGGAAGCCAAGAGAGCGGGGGAGUGUGUGUGGGAUCGAGGCAUCCUGAAGAAGGGUUACGGUAUCUGUCAUGGCACAGCUGGCAAUGGAUAUUCGCUGCUCUACUUGUAUCAGGUGACCCAUGAACCCAAAUACCUGUACCAGGCUGCCCAGUUUGGCCUGUGGUGCCAAAAGUACGGGACGCAUGGCUGCCGCACUGCUGACCGUCCUCUGUCACUAUUUGAAGGUCUGGCCGGCAUGCUGCAUUACCUUAUUGAUCUUGAGGAUCCUGAAAAUGCUCACUUCCCGGCCUUUGCGUUGGAGUGAGGUAUACAAAAAUUUGCUGCUCAUUCUUAGAGUCAACGUAGUAUAGAAGGAAGGUGUUAUAAAGUUUUCUUUGCUGCUCAUUCUUAGAGUCAACGUAUAGAAGGAAGGUGUUAUAAAGUUUUCUCACAUCAUAUGAUUUAGUAUUGCCAAAGAAAAUUCUAGAAGCAGGAAAAUGAUUGUUAUGAUUUAAGGGUAAAGAAUCGAGGUACUUCAUAUUUCUCUUUAUUGUAUGAACACACUAAAAUGCUUAACAUUUCAUUGAUCUCAUUUUGUUUGUAGGAUCUUUUUUUACUUAUUAUUGUAACAUGCAUGUAUACUUUUUCUGCAGCAGUAAAAUAAAUAACACACACACGCACACUUGCUGCUUAUGGCAAGUCACAUUAUGCAAUCUAAUGUAUGAAAUGUAAUGAUGGUACAUGUUUAUGUGUGUGAAAAUAUUCAAUUACAUUCUAAUAUAGAGAAAUGAUUUAAAUUUAUAUAAUGCAGAUAUAUGCACAAUUUAUAAAUGUGUGUUACACAAAAAGGUUUGUUUGUUGGUUGAAAGCAGUGGUGACCUGAGAGAGAGAGAUGAAACUUUUUGUGUAACACAUUCAUAAUUAAGUCCAUAUCUAUGUUAUAUAUUUCUACAAUUUUCCUAAUUGAGAAUGUAAAUGAAUCUAUUUUCACACACACACUCAUUACAUUUCAUGCAAUAGAUGCAUAACGUGACCAAGCAGUGGAUGUCUGCUUGUGUGAGAGGGGGCUGUAUCUAUUUGUACCACCAAACAGGAUGUUAAGCUAUCUCCUCUCUAACCCCUCACCUCAUCCCAUUCUCUCUCCAAACCCCCUGCAAUUCUCUUUCCUCUCUCUAACCCCCACCAUUCUCUCUCCUCUCUCUGACCCCCCUUCCAGUCUCUCUAACCCCAAACCCUCUCUCUCUCAGUCUCUCUCCCCAAACCCCUCUCUCUCUCUCUCUCUCCUCUCUCUCCCUCUCUCUCCCUCUCCUCUCCUCUCUCUCUCUCCCUCUCUCUCUCUCUCUCUCUCCUCCUCCUCCUCUCUCU